Messenger RNA from Nicotiana attenuata, 1015 nucleotides. Its product is annotated as cysteine-rich repeat secretory protein 55-like. The transcript has a single exon. The coding region runs from base 30 to 812 and encodes 260 amino acids. Lineage: Eukaryota; Viridiplantae; Streptophyta; Magnoliopsida; Solanales; Solanaceae. The record is from RefSeq and is a predicted model, not a curated record.
ACAAUCUUGGGAGAAAUGCAAGAAAAGGCAUGGCUUUCUUACACUAUAGUCUUCUUCUCAUACUUCUCUUCUGCAUUUGCACUGCAGUGUCUGUCGAUCCUCUGGGCAAUUUUUGCGAUGAUGCAACCAAAUUCAAUAAUGCUAAAACAUCAGCAAAUAUCGGAAAGGUGUUAGCUGAAUUAUUAUCAGUUUCUGCUAAAGAUAGCUUCAGUACUACCUCCUAUGGUUAUGCUAUGAACCAAGUCUAUGGCCUGUACCAAUGCAGAGGAGAUAUUAGCAGCAAUGAAUGCUUAAGUUGCAUCAAAGACGCAGCAAAGGAGAUCCAAAAACGCUGUCCAGACCAAACUGAUGCCAGAAUUUGGUAUGACUUUUGCUUCUUGAGGUACAACACUAAGAAUUUUUUGGGACAAGUUGAAACAACUCCUGGUAUAUUCUACUACAACGUCGAUUUUGUAUCUGAUACUGACUUCUUUAAUAAGAAACUAGUGCAACUAAAGAAUAAAAUAACUGCAGAGGCUAUUGUGCCAAAGAACAAAGGGCUUGGAAAAGGAAAAAGUAAACUAUCACCUUUUCUUACUCUAUAUGCCUUGAUGCAAUGCACAAGGGACAUACCCGAGAUAGACUGUGCUCAAUGCCUGGCCGUAGCAGUUGGCAAUUUCCCCACUAUUUGCUUAAACAGGAAAGGAUGUCGAAUCCUAUAUAGCAGUUGCUACGUUCGUUAUGAACUCUACCCAUUUUUCUUUCCCUUAGACCCGAAAGAGAAAUUAGCCAAUGUGUCAAUGAACUACACAAUGAAAGUUUCCAGACCUUAGUCGGUUGUUGUGUAAUGCUUUAUGUAUUAAGAAGAUGAAAUGUUUUUACUUGUUUGUGUUUUCAUUGUAACAUUCGCAUUUCCAAUAAUUACAAGUGUAUGAGCAAGCUCAGUGCAGACAGUUCAACAUAUGUUUUGUCUGCUCAGAGAAAAGCUGUACUAGUAUGUUCUUGAGAUAUAUUACAAAUUGUUGUAUUCAAGUUA